Messenger RNA from Babesia bigemina, 207 nucleotides. RefSeq lists its product as hypothetical. Lineage: Eukaryota; Apicomplexa; Aconoidasida; Piroplasmida; Babesiidae. The record is from RefSeq and is a predicted model, not a curated record. The coding region runs from base 1 to 207 and encodes 68 amino acids. The transcript has a single exon.
AUGACACACCUAUAUCAUGACCCUCCUCCUCUCCCAAACCUUCAACCCCUGGACCCAAUAGGCCCAGCCACCGCCGACGUCUCUGUCAACUUCCCACCAAUCGAUAAUCCGGAGUCUCUCCCAAACAGUUACGUGGAUCCGUAUAUGCACGAUGCGCAAGCCGUCGGUAUGUGCAUUGCCCCGUGGAUGAAACAGGCAGAAACUUGA